CAACUUUAUGCUUUUAAUAUUUCGGGAGAUUGCCCCUGUACUCAGUUUUCAAAAUUGUCACUUUUCGGAACGUUGUUUUACUUUUAGAAUUUUGGUUCUUUUUAUGCAUAUGUCCAUCCCUUGCCUACCUCGUGCGCGCGCGCGCGCGUGCUUUGCGUUUCCUACUUAAUUAGAUAUCCAUUAGAUCUUAAUUAGAGUCCCAUUAUAACAAGAUAAUAUAUUCUUUAUCGUAUAGAAUUAUCACGAUAAUAAUUUCCCAGAAACUCGUGUUUCAUAUGUUGAUGUCGAUGCGCGCGUCAGAUAAUGAGUCAGUGCCGUGACAGCGACGGGUUCCCUCAGUGGCGCGAUCUUCAAGUUGACGCAUGUGUGUUGAUGAGCGCGCGCUCUGUUCAAUUGCUGAGAGUGCAGGAAGGUGCACGGGUAGUGCAAUGGAAACAGCUGUGUCCCGUUAUUCGUCAUCGUAUGAUACAUAUUAUCGCGACCCCCGUGUCCGGUGAAGCGUCGCGUCGUUGCACUUUGACAUGUCACACGCGCAUCAGUGCGAAUGUCAAACGCAUAUCGUGUGCCCGCACACGCGUAUAUACGCCCCCGCACGCGUCACGUCGUCCAGUCGGCCGUCGUCAGGCCGGAGUCGCGUCUCGGCGCAUUGAGAGAGAGAGAGAGAGAGCGUCCGAUGGGGCCGCUCACUUGCUGAGGACGUAGUGAUAGUCCGUCAGAGAAUCGACUCGUAACUUUGGACUGUCACGCGUCGGGUGUGUGUACGUGUGUGCUGCUGGAAUAAUUUAGUGUGACGCGCAUCACGUCGCUGCCACGCGCUCUCCAAUGUCCUCGUCGCGGUCCGGCGAACACGAUUAUCAGCGGUUCGACAAUGACACGAGCCAGCCGCUCGAACAGGAGAUCUCAAACGGCUCGAACCGACAGAGCCAUGUCAGGUCGUCGUUUGACACUGCUAACAAUACCAAUGAGCUGAAUAGUAAAUAUGAAGCCACAGAUACAGGAACGGGAAGUAUGACUGAGAAUAUAAUGUUUACUGCACGUGACACAUCUCCGGAUGUGGACAUGCACUGGGAAAUGAAUUACCAUGAAGCUGCAAUAUUCUUAGAGGAAGGCAGGAACAAUGAGAAAUUCGAUUCUCAUCCAAGACAUCCUGAGGAUUUGCCAGCGUAUCUCUUAGUUCACAACAGGUGGUACAAUGGAUUGGAUUUACUGGUUUCAUUGAUCCUCCUAUCUCUGGCAUUCGUCGAGGCGCCUGCUUUACCAUUAUUCAGAGUGCCGGUGUGGAUGCACGGUUCGAUAGAAUUGCUCGCCUUAAUUACUAUCGGUGUGCAACUGGCUUUAAAACUGAGAUGGACUGGCUGGACCACAUUGUUAAAGCACAAACGUACGACGCUCAAGUGUGUCACAUUAGCUAUCAUGUUUCUUGAAGCCAUGACUGUCUUGGUGCGGCAAUCCUCGCACUUCCGCGUGACGCGCGCGCUAAGACCCAUUUUUCUGAUAGACACUAAAUACUGCGGAGGUGUGAGGAGAUUCGUGAGGCAGAUACUUCUCACGCUACCGCCCAUUUUGGACAUGCUAGGGCUCCUAUUCUUCUUGAUCACCGUGUACACAGUAUUGGGCUAUUACAUGUUCAGUGAAAUGAACAGGAAUUUUUUUACGUUACAAGAUAGUUUCGUGAGUCUGUUUGUUCUUCUCACCACCGCCAACUUCCCAGAUGUGAUGAUGCCGUCGUAUUCACGGAACAAGUGGUAUGCGAUAUACUUCGUGUCUUACUUAUGCACCAUGCUGUACGUGAUGAUGAACUUGAUGUUGGCCGUGGUGAACGAGACGUUCACGUUUCGCGAACGCGAUAAGUUCAAGAAGUUGUUCUUACAUAAGAGGAAAGCAUGCCAGCACGCUUUCAAGCUUCUGGUCUCCCGACAAAAUCCCGACAAGAUGCGAUUUCGUCAGUUCGAAGGUCUGAUGCGGUACUAUGCGCCGAACAAAUCCACGAGAGACAUUGUAUUAAUGUUUUGUCACAUGAACGUGUCGGGCAGUGGCGCCUUGAAUUGUGAGGAAUUCCUGUCGAUUUAUGACACCACGACACUGCACUGGGAACUGCAAUACUCCAACAUACCGUGGUACCGCACCACGUGGUGGCCUCUGCAAGUAUUAUGCACAGGCGCUCAUACCGUUAUCAAGUGGCCGUACUUCGAAACGCUAGUAUAUGUGAUCAUUAUCGCCAACUGCAUCGCUAUGAUAGCGAGAAUAAUAGAGCCGAGCGAUAGUCUCGUGGAGUCGGCUCACGGAUUCGCCGCUUGUUGGGAUACUUUGGUAUUCGGGGGAAUAUUCAUCGCUGAAGCAAUGUCUAAGAUAUUGGCUCUUGGUGUGAAGCAUUACUUGAGCUCCGGAUGGAAUCUCUUCGAUUUGGGAACAUCGGUGAUGAUGCUCGUUGCCGCGUGCGCUCUCAGUUUAUUCCCGUCAGCCACGUUCCUGGUUUUGUUCCGACCUCUCAGAACGUUGAGGCUGUUCAAGAUAAAGAAACGCUACCGAGAUGUCUUCGGCACCCUCGUCAUUCUAUCUCCUCAGAUGUGCUCGACGGCGAUCGUCAUGUUGGUGCUGUAUUAUUUCUUCGCGAUCAUCGGUAUGGAAAUGUUCGCGGGAUACGAUAUGCGUAAUUGCUGCAAAAAUACGACCGUUGAAGACUUCUACGAGUAUUCAGCUAACGGCAGCACGGCAUUAGGGUAUUAUUAUCUCAAUACAUUCGACAAUCUCAUAGCCAGCGGCAUGACGCUCUUCGAAUUGACGGUCGUUAACAAUUGGUUCAUACUGAUGAACGCGUACGCGUUUACCACGGGGAUGUAUACACGAAUAUACUUCAUGAUAUUUUACUUGGUAACUAUGAUCGUGCUAACCAUCGUGGUGUCCAGUUUCUUGGAAGCUUUCCGAUUUAGGAUACAAUAUAAGCAGUCGACUUCAAAGCAUGAUGAGGAGAAAAUGCUUCACGAGGAAGUGGAACUGAAAUGGGAAGAGUUGCAGUGUAUAAUCGAGGAUUUCCAGACUCUGGAAAAUCUACGCAGUGCUUUGGUCGUCGGCGGAAGCACCAUGUUCGUCGGUUCGCGGCCACGAACGCGAGAAGUAUUGCAAAGGAAGAUGUACACGCACGAAAUAAACUGGUGGCUGACAGAGGCGGAACUAGAGGAGAGGCAACUCGUAUCCGAUGUGACACGCGGCAACGCGGAGGACGGCGGCGGCGGCGACGUUACCACCGACACCGAUCGUCUAAUGUUGAACGGCAAUUUACGACAUCAAGCAAGUAAUAGUAUAUCUACUCGGUAAAAAUAACGAUACGUAACUCAGAUCGUAAUCUUAUAAUUUCCGCUUAUAACAUUAUAACAAAAUAUGAAUGCAUUCGUGAAAAUGCAUUAAACAGUUUAUUUAGACUUAUUAAUGACUUCAGUAUAUACAUUAUUAUAGUUGAAGUUAUUACAAUAAUGUAUAUAUGAAUUGAGAAUUGACAGAACAAAAAACUGAUGCACCAUAGGUUAGGUGGCAGAUCUCUUUCUCUUUUAGCGAUAAUACUGUAGAAUAUUUUUAAAUAAUUUACAGUGAACAAUAGUGAACAACAAUAGUGAAUUGUCUUCGAGUUUUAACUGAGAGUUAAUAGUAAAAUUCCUUUACAUAUUUUAUAUCAUAGCUAGCUAGUUCGCAAUUAUAGUAAAAAAAUUUCAUUUUUUACUUAGGAAUAUUAAUCUCGCCGGCACGAUAUUACGCGUCGAUUUCCAAAUGUAAUUGCAGCAGAUAUUACUAUACAUUAACAUCACGUUAGCCUAACGCGGUGUACGCACAUAGUUGGACACUGGUUACCACGAUGGCUAAUCGUAACAACGCGAUGCUCGUGCGUCGCAUCAUCGUUUUUAUAUGAUUUUUGGCGACAAAUUCACGCAACUUUGUUUUGUAGAUCGUGUAUUUAAGAGCGGCUUCACUUUAGAUAUUCGACCAAAGCAUAUCAAUAGGAUCGGUUCAACGGAAGCAUGCGUCCCCAAACGGCGUUUGAGAUAUCGCUUUCAUUCAAUUAGCCCGACUUACAAACAAGAAACCAGUCUUUUCGGUUUACCAGAGAUUCGAAAGACGCGACGGGAAGUGGAACGACGAAUUCUUAUUUUCCUUCGAGCCGACUCCGCAUAUCACGCGCAUUUCUAUGCAGUCAUGUGUGAAGUAGUAAAAGAUAACGUUGUUGCGUAUUUCACUAGCGAGAGAUUAUUUUAUCGUCAUCUUUCCAUUUGCAAUGUGAUACUCUGUAUUUAUUUAACAAAAACGUAUUUUAUAUUUUAUCGCCGUUAAUUUAUGGAAUGUAAUUAUGUAGUCAUAUAUAAUAUUGUAUAAUUUAUAGAAUAUAUCGUUGUAUAGUA
Odontomachus brunneus is the source of this 4388-nucleotide messenger RNA. It is a transcript of the gene Tpcn1, whose product is annotated as two pore calcium channel protein 1-like. The transcript has 11 exons. Gene Ontology annotation, biological process: transmembrane transport; monoatomic ion transport. The coding region runs from base 823 to 3315 and encodes 830 amino acids. Lineage: Eukaryota; Metazoa; Arthropoda; Insecta; Hymenoptera; Formicidae. Gene Ontology annotation, molecular function: voltage-gated channel activity; monoatomic ion channel activity. The record is from RefSeq and is a predicted model, not a curated record. Gene Ontology annotation, cellular component: lysosomal membrane; endosome membrane.